GUAUUCGAUCCAAAUAUUGAAAGGUUUAGUGAAUUGCCUUUAUCAACAUUGACACUUGAAGGUCUUCAGAAGUCAAAUUACAUCGAAAUGACAGAAAUCCAAAGUAAGGCAUUGCCUUUGGCCUUGAGUGGCAGAGACGUUUUAGGAGCCGCUAAAACCGGUAGUGGAAAGACGUUAGCUUUCUUAAUUCCAUUGAUCGAAACCCUGUACAGAAAAGAGUGGACUCAAAUGGACGGAUUGGGUGCUCUUGUUAUCGCACCGACACGCGAAUUAGCUGUUCAGAUAUUUGAAGUUCUUCGAAAGAUAGGACGACGACAUUCUUUAUCGGCUGGGCUUGUUAUUGGUGGAAAAGAUUUACAUGUGGAGCAAGAACGCAUUAACCGAAUGAACAUCCUUAUAUGUACGCCCGGGCGCUUGUUACAGCAUAUGGAUCAAACAGCAAGUUUCAAUUGUGAUAAUCUGCAGGUUUUAGUUUUGGAUGAAGCAGAUAGAAUUCUUGAUAUGGGUUUUGAGAAAACAGUUAAUGCAAUAAUAGCCAAUCUUCCAAAGGAACGUCAGACUCUCUUAUUUUCCGCCACACAAACGAAAUCCGUUAGAGAUCUAGCAAGACUUAGUCUGCAAGACCCUGAAUAUGUCGCCGUGCACGAAGAAUCCGAGCAUAGUACACCAUCUAGUUUAUCACAGCAUUAUUUGGUAUGCGAACUACCGGAAAAAUUAGACAUAUUGUUCUCAUUCAUAAAAUCACAUCUGAAAGUCAAAGGCCUGGUGUUCUUGUCAAGUUGCAACCAGUUUUCUGCUAUUAGACACGCGUACUUGUUCGCUACAGACAUAGCAGCUAGAGGACUUGAUUUUCCAGCAGUGGAUUGGGUAAUACAAGUUGAUGCUCCGGAAGAUUCGGAUACGUAUAUCCAUCGUGUGGGACGUACAGCUAGAUAUGAAGCUUCUGGACACGCGUUGCUUAAGACAAUGAACAUACAGCAACAGUUACAGUCACUAUGUUUUAAGGAUCCCGAAAUCAAAUAUCUUGGCCAAAAGGCUUUUAUAUCAUACAUGAGAUCUGUUUACCUUCAAAGUAACAAAUCCAUAUUCAAAGUUGACGAAUUACCAGUAGAUGAGUUUUCGGCUUCUCUUGGAUUACCCGGAACACCGAAAGUUAAAUUUGUAAAGAAAUCACAAGCGAAAAAUGCAGCAUACAAAGGACAUUUACAAAAUGAGGUUGGAUUUUCGUUAGAUUUUAAGGACGGCUUAGGAGAUGAAGAAUCGAAAGAUUCUAAAUCUAAAACUAGAUUAGAAAAGAUUUUUUGUCGUAAAAAUAUGUCCGUGCUCGCAGAUCAUUAUAAAAAGCUUGUGGAUCACGGUGAUAAUGCUUUCAAUGAUGAAGAUGAUGAACUUAUAACUCUUAAACGUGUUGACCAUGAUUUACCUGAAGAAUUAGAACAUGAGAAUCAUGAGGAUUUGUCGAAGCGGAAACUGUUGAAAGCCAAGUCAAAAAAACAUGCCAUAAAGGAUGCACCCAGAGGUAGUAAACUUAUAUUUGAUGAAGAGGGAAAUCCUCAUCAGAUAUAUGAAUUCCAAGAUGAAAAAACAUUCCAUGCAGCGGGAAAUGCAUUGGAUCAAAAGAAAACAUUCUUAGACAAAGAAUUAAGGAUAAUGAAGGAGGAAGACGUCAUAGAUAAAGCAACUGCUAAAGAAAAACUUCGCGAAAAGAGAUUAAAAAUGAAGGCCAGAUUAAAAUCCGAAUUAGAAGACACAGGUCCAACGGCUAGAUUAGCUUCACCUAUCAGUGGAGACGACGAAUUGAACCAAAGUGAUGCUGAAGAAUCGGAGGGAUAUAAUAAUUUUGAUGAUGAUAAUUCUGAACUUGAAUUGAAUAGCAAAAGACGCGCAUCGCCUUUGAUAUUCGAACAAAAUGAAUCUGAUGAGGAUAACGUGUCUGUAAGGAAAAAACGUAAAGUAUUGGAAGUCGAUGAACCUCUGACAUUGGAAGAUCAGGAAGAAUUAGCGCUUCAAUUAUUAAAUAAGUGA
Acaulospora colombiana is the source of this 2025-nucleotide messenger RNA. NCBI's taxonomy places the organism in Eukaryota, Fungi, Glomeromycota, Glomeromycetes, Diversisporales, Acaulosporaceae. The record is from the annotation of a GenBank genome assembly.